CUGCGCUUGAAGCGAUUAGUGGUGGCGGCCAACCAAAGUCCGUCUCGGCGGCGACGCCCUCGCUCGGCGGGGCCACUCCGGCGAACCACGAACCAGCGACGCCCUCUUCCAACCUGAUGCAGGGGAGCCUCUUUUCGGGCGGCCCGAUGACUCCGCGAACGCCCAUGUCGGUGGAGUGCCAGAUAGUGCCACAACUGCAGAACAUCGUCUCCACGGUGAACCUGGGUUGCAAGCUAGACCUGAAGAAGAUUGCCCUGCACGCUCGAAAUGCCGAGUACAAUCCAAAGCGUUUUGCCGCCGUCAUCAUGCGCAUUCGAGAGCCUCGAACGACGGCGCUGAUUUUUAGUUCAGGAAAGAUGGUCUGCACCGGUGCAAAGAGUGAAGAGAUGUCCAGGUUAGCGGCGCGCAAAUACGCCCGAAUUGUGCAAAAGCUUGGCUUUGAGGCCAAGUUUUCUGACUUUAAGAUUCAAAACAUGGUGGGCAGCUGCGACGUCAAGUUCCCCAUUCGCCUAGAGGGCCUCGUCCUGACGCACAGUCAAUUCUCCAGCUACGAGCCGGAGCUCUUUCCCGGUCUCAUCUACCGAAUGGUCAAACCGCGCAUUGUCCUCCUCAUCUUCGUCUCCGGAAAGGUGGUGCUCACCGGUGCCAAAGAGCGCAAUGAAAUCUACCAAGCCUUUGAGUACAUCUACCCCAUUUUAAAGGGCUUUCGCAAGCAGUAG
Rhagoletis zephyria (snowberry fruit fly) is the source of this 719-nucleotide messenger RNA. The record is from RefSeq and is a predicted model, not a curated record. NCBI's taxonomy places the organism in Eukaryota, Metazoa, Arthropoda, Insecta, Diptera, Tephritidae.